This is a messenger RNA of Pyrenophora tritici-repentis Pt-1C-BFP, 1278 nucleotides long. RefSeq names its product Lipase-GDSL multi-domain protein. Lineage: Eukaryota; Fungi; Ascomycota; Dothideomycetes; Pleosporales; Pleosporaceae. The record is from RefSeq and is a predicted model, not a curated record.
AUGUUUCUUACAUCUAUAUUUUCUGUAGCAUUCCUCUCACUCUCAUUAUUGUCUCCACUAGCUAGCAGUCGCGCGAUUGAAGAAAUCGCAAAGCGACAAGAUGGCUCGCAUUGGAUCAACACCUGGACCAGCAUGCCACAGUUAGUAGAAAGAGACAAUCUGCCGCCUGCACCAUUUAGCUCAGGAAGUGUUCUACGGGACGCAACGCUCCGUCAAACUUUUCAAAUCUCCGUCGGUGCCCCCAAGAUCAAAAUCACAAUAUCGAAUACUUUCGGCGGCUCCGAUCUGCCCAUUACCGCUGGCUCCGUAGGUGUCCCCACAGGCGGUGCUGCAGGCGUAAGCGGUAUUCAAGCUUCACCUCUGGCAGCAAUAACCGUGGGCGGUAAAAGCAGCUUCACGAUACUCAAAGGGCAAGUCGUAACCAGUGACGAAAUUGCCUUCCAAGUCAAGCCACAAAGCGUGAUCACGGUCAGUUUGUACAGCCAGCAAGGCCAAAGUGGGAACAGUAUCACCGGCCACCCAGGGAGUAGAACGACGAGCUGGCUAGUGAGCGGAAACAAAGUAAACGCUACAAGUUUCUCAGGUACAGCAUCUGUACACUGGUACUUUAUCAGCGCCGUACAAGCCCUCGUUCCGACAGCCACCAACUCGCUCAUUACCCUCGGAGACAGUAUAACCGACGGAAGAGGCUCGGAAAACGACAAAAACAACCGCUGGCCCGACCUUCUCUGCUCUCGCAUGCAAAGAAAAAAUUACACAAACAUCGCCAUCAACAACGAAGCCGCCGGUGGCAAUGCAGUCUUACAGGGUGGUUUAGGCCCACCCCUCCUAACCCGCUACAUGCGCGACGCCCUCCUCCAGCCUGGCGCGAAAUACAUCAUGAUCUUCGAAGGCGUAAACGACAUCGGACCCGCCGCCAACAGCGUAUCGGCACAGAAACUUAUCGGGGAUCGGCUCAUCGCAGCCUUUACGCAGAUAGCAACUGAUGCGAAGAAGGCAGGUUUCAAGACGAUUGGCGCGACCAUCACGCCGUUUGGGAACAAUGCUGGGUACGCCGGGGCGGAGAAGGAGAAGACGAGGCUGAGGGUGAACGAGUGGGUGUUGGCGAAGGGGAAUGGGAGUUAUGAUUUCGUUGUUGAUUUUGCGGGGAUGGUGGCAAAGAAGGGACAGGUGAGCGUGUUGGAUCGGAAGUUUGAUAGCGGAGAUGGAUUGCAUCCGAAUGUUGCAGGCUACCAGGCCAUGGCGGAUGGGUUUCCCUUGGAUAAUUUCAAGGCGUAG